GCGUUGGUCACAUGCUUCCAUGAUGGGAGUGACCAUUGCUGCGGUGCCGGUUAUCGCAGCACAUUUCAGGAGGUCGGUACGCUCGCGACAUCGCCAGCGGCAAUCCUUGGACCGGGCGACCUUGGGUCGCCGUUGGACUGGGAUGCGCGCUGGGCCCGAGCUGAAGCUGCCUCCAUCAGCGUGUAAAGGCGAGAUCGCUGGUGUGGAGGUUUACAUCAUUGGCACGGCGCAUAUCUCCGCCCGAAGUGCUGCGGAUGUCGAGGAGUUGGUAUCCAAGGUGCAACCGGAUGCCAUUGUGGUGGAGUUAAGUCGUGAUCGCAUCAGCAGCCUCUAUCCCUUGGGUGCGACGCAUUCCAGGACUGGAUCCCUGGAGCUUGAUCUGGAGCAAACUCCCCGGGGCUUUCCGGUGGUGCUUAGGGCCAAGUCCUCUGACUCUGGAGAGGAUGGUCAACUGAUCCUUCGAAACGCUGGAGAUGACAAGGUUGACGUGGUGAACAUGAGGAAGCCUUUGUCCAGCUUCAGUGAUGGGAAAUGGCUUGAAACUGCUUUUCAGAAGCAUCGUUAUCGCAGCAAGACGCUGAAGAUUUGGCCGGCCAUUGAGCUGAUGCUUUCCAUGGCGAAUCAACUCUUUCCCUUGGCCCAGCGGGCCUUCUACUCGUCUGUCUCCACCGUUUCCCACAGUGGCGGCGAGUUCGCGGCCGCCGCGCGGCUGGCGCGUGCGUCUGGAUGUCCGAUCAUUUUGGGCGAUGUGGAAAAUGAGGA
This is a messenger RNA of Cladocopium goreaui, 762 nucleotides long. Lineage: Eukaryota; Dinophyceae; Suessiales; Symbiodiniaceae. The record is from the annotation of a GenBank genome assembly.